Zonotrichia leucophrys gambelii is the source of this 2715-nucleotide messenger RNA. It is a transcript of the gene OTUD1, whose product is annotated as OTU deubiquitinase 1. Gene Ontology annotation, molecular function: cysteine-type deubiquitinase activity. Bases 229 to 1530 code for a protein of 433 amino acids. The record is from RefSeq and is a predicted model, not a curated record. NCBI's taxonomy places the organism in Eukaryota, Metazoa, Chordata, Aves, Passeriformes, Passerellidae. Gene Ontology annotation, biological process: protein K63-linked deubiquitination. The transcript has a single exon.
CGCAGCUUCCAGAAGGGCCGGAGCCGCGGGGGGGCCGGCCCGGUGGCGCAGUCGGAAUUGCUGCGGCCGCGGGGCCCGGCCGGGGCGGGGCAGGCGGUGAUGCCCUUGUUUAUUUUUACCCGGGCGGUUCAUCCUCCUCGGCAGCCCCAGCGCGGCCCCCUCUGCUGCUCCCCGCCCCAGCUCCGACGGCGGCGCCGCCUAUAAAGCGCCGCCCGCGGGGAGCCGAGGAUGCAGCUCUACAGCUCCGUGAUCACCCACUACCCGGCGGCCGCCACCGCAGCAGCCGCCGCGGCCUCGCCGAGCUCCGCCGCCGUCUUUAAGGUCUCCUUGUCGCCGGGACCCUCCACCGCGGAGGCACCGAGCGCCGCCGACGCCGCGGGCCCGAACGCGGCUGCCGAGAGCUCCGGCAAGGACAGCUUCGUUCCCGCGGGGGGCAGCAGCAGCAGCGCCGCCGCCAUGCCCGCCUUCUCGUCCUGCCUGGAGGUGAUGCCGAGCGGCCCCGCGGCGGGCCCGGCCGGGCGGCCGGCGGGCGGCCCGCAGUUCAGCUCCUGCGCGCAGGUCACCGUCAGCCGCCGGCGGCCGCUGGAGCGCAUCGUGCCCAUCCGCAUCGUGCAGCGCGCCGAGGCCGCCGGAGAACUGGUGCCGGGCUCGCCGCGCAGCCGCGCCUGGCUGGAGGGCAUCCUGGAGAGCGUGCGGCAGGCCGGGGGCGACGGCGAGGCCGCCGCCGAGGAGCCCAGCAACCGCAGCCUGCGGCUCAGCGAGCACUGCCAGGCGCUGCAGGCGGCGGCCGCCGGAGCCCAGCCCGGGCUGGUCCCCGGCUGCGGCCCCGCCGAGCGGAGCGGGGGCUCCGCGCAGCCCGGCGGCCCCGCCGCGCACGGCGAGGAGGAGGAGGCGGCGGCGGGGCCCGACGUGCGGCGGGGGCCCGGCGGCAGAGCGGAGCGCAGCGAGAAGCUGGCGCUGUACCUGGCCGAGGUGGAGAAGCAGGACAAGUACCUGCGGCAGAAGGGCCGGUUCCGCUUCCACAUAAUCCCCGACGGGAACUGCCUGUACCGCGCCGUCUGCAAGGCGGUGUACGGGGACCAGCGGCUGCACGGCGAGCUCCGCGAGCAGACCGUGCACUACAUCGCCGACCACCUGGACCACUUCAACCCCAUCAUCGAGGGCGACGUGGGAGAGUUCCUCAUCGGCGCCGCCCAGGACGGGGCCUGGGCCGGCUACCCGGAGCUGCUGGCCAUGGGACAGAUGCUGAACGUGAACAUCCACCUGACGACGGGCGGCCGGCCCGAGAGCCCCACCGUUUCCACCAUGGUUCACUACCUGGGGCCCGAGGACCCGACACGGCCCAGUAUCUGGCUGAGCUGGCUUAGCAAUGGGCACUACGAUGCUGUGCUGGACCGCGUGUGCCCCAACCCAGAGUACGAGGCGUGGUGCAGACAGACUCAGGUACAGCGCAGGCGGGAUGAGGAGCUGGCCAAGUCUAUGGCGGUGUCCUUGUCCAAGAUGUACAUAGAGCAGAAUGCCUGCUCAUGAGAGCGCCCGGGCCGGGAGCUUGGCUGCAGGGACUGACAGAGAGGUGUGCUGGCUGUGAUGGUGAUGCCUUAAUCCUUAAUGAAGCAGCAGCACCCCCGACGGAGAAAGACUGUAGGUUGCGGGGGAUAAAUACAGACGUAGUUGUAAUAUUCUGUUGUGAAAACUUAGCCUCGGGUUCUUUGCAAGCAGAUUUUCUGUGUAUGUUUGUGUCUCCCCUCCUCACUGUCUAUUUUCUAUAAGAAUGUAUUUUUUGCACACUAUUUUUAAACUGUUACCUCCAUCUUCUACAUCUUACAUUAGUAUCUGGCUUUCAGCUGUACAGCCAAAAACGUUUGUAAACAGUUUUUGUAAAUAAGGCUUAUGAUGUAACAGCUAUUUUUUGCUGUGUUUUUUACCCAUAAACCUUAUAUUUUUACCAAAUGAAGUUGAUGUCAAACUGACCCCCCUAGUUGAUGAAAAUGUUGUGGGUAUUUUCUUGCAAAAUUAAAAUAAUGGCUUUUGUAAAAGUGUGGCAAAGUGAGAACAGACUGCUUUUAGGAACAGUUGCUUUCUCUGCCUGGAGCACAGAACAGGUCCUUUGAGCCAGUUGGAAUGCAGCUACACGUGAACAGUGCAGGGAGCAAUUGACUCUUCUGUUUUUAAUUACUGUUUUGAGUAAACUGGCCUCCUGUUGCCUGGUUGGCUCACUCUCUGCUCCGUUUAUAUUAUUUAUCUAUAAUAACAGAACAUUAACUUGCAAUAGAAUGUUGUGACUAGAUAAUAGUCUCCUGCUUUGGCAGUAAUUGCCUUGGCUGCACCUCAGUGUUUGUGUUCUUGUUUCUGGGGUUAUGGUGUCUUUCGUAUAAGCCCUGCUUCUUUUUUGGCACUGGUGUUUCACCAACAAGUCAUUAUCUGAUCACAACAUUUUAUUCACGUGACUUUAUUUUCUAUUCAAGAAAUCAGGAAUGGUUUAUGGUUUAAAAGAAAAAAAUAGUUAAAUUGAGGUUUGUAUGGUUUGCUGGGUCAAACAUUUAAAUGUCCAAUCUGGAUUCUGUCUCUUCUACUUUCUGAUUAACUUGUUAGAUAUAUUUAUUAAGUAAUGCAGUUUGUACUUUUUUAUUUUGUAAUAUAUUGUGAUUUUUGAAUUUAUACUGUAUAAUAGGAAUAUUCACAGCUAAAAUGGAAUGAAUAAAGAAUAUAAUUUUA